This is a messenger RNA of Lolium rigidum, 917 nucleotides long. RefSeq lists its product as uncharacterized. The transcript has a single exon. The record is from RefSeq and is a predicted model, not a curated record. Lineage: Eukaryota; Viridiplantae; Streptophyta; Magnoliopsida; Poales; Poaceae. The coding region runs from base 55 to 672 and encodes 205 amino acids.
CCAGCCCACCUCACGGCACACGCGGCGCGACCGAGACAGCGGAAGGGUUUGGAGAUGGAGAACGGCGAGGAGACCUUCGCCUCCCCGACCGCCGCCGCCGCGGAGUUCGACUUCGACUUCGGCCAGCCGCCGCCGCUCACCAACGGGGCCGGCACCAAGGCCGCCGCCUACGACGUGGGCGAGAUGGACGCGCUCCGCGAGGCCAAGCGCGACCUGGAGGAGAGGCUCGCCGCCGCGCGCCACGAGAACGGCUUCCUCUCCGCGGAGGCGGCCCGCCUCGAGAUGCAGGUGGCCAAGGCCCGGGACGACAUCGCCGCGGCCGAGCGCGCCGCCGCCGACGCCGAGGGCCAGGCCGCCGCCCUCCGCACCGACGUCAAGCGCCUCCAGGGCCUCCUCGCCGCCGCCGACGCCUCCGACCGCGGCGCCGACGGCCCGGGCCUCGGCGGGGCGCUGGCCACCGCGCACCAGGAGAAGCUCGCCCUCGAGGAGGAGAUCAAGGCGCUCAAGGCCUCCGCCGCUGCAGACAAGGAGGAGGAUGAGGAGGAGGAGACCGCCGCUCCCUCGGCCAACGACGGGCUGCUGGCGUCCCACGCCACCGUGGCCGCCGCGGCAGCUGCUGGGGCCGCCGCCACGGCCGCCAUCGCGGUCCUUCUCCUCCACCUCAAGAGGUAAUCUGCUGCUGUGACGCGCCGGAAGUUUUGCUCUGCUCCACCUCUAUGGCUUGAUACGAGACUGGAUAACCCUCUUCUGCCGUGGCGCUGUUGUUACCAGACUAUAGUAGUGGUAUGGAUGGAUUUACGUUUCCGCUGGUUAGUGGCUUAAUGAAUCUAGUGAGUUGGGGACUUGUCGCAAGCACCUGUUCGUCUAUGCACUUUCCGUUGCCAUGGUAAUAAUAUGUGUGAAGACUACGUGAUCCA